Molecule: messenger RNA, 1022 nt
Organism: Drosophila novamexicana
Lineage: Eukaryota; Metazoa; Arthropoda; Insecta; Diptera; Drosophilidae
Product: methyltransferase-like protein 23
Exons: 3
Coding region: 229-996 (255 amino acids)
Cellular component (GO): cytoplasm; nucleus
Source: RefSeq, a predicted model, not a curated record
CUUUACUCUGCUCUGUCAGUUUUAAAAUGUAUUUUAUAGGCAUAACUUCAAAUAAUUUGCCAAAUUGAGGACAAUGUUCUUUAUAUUCUUUAUACAAAUUAUUCUUCUCACAUCUUAUGACUGUGUAAGUGUUACUUGGGAACAGCGGUCGACGCGGGACGCCAAUGUGGCUCACACGAUUUGUGCUCAUCUCUAAAGUGCUGGCAAACAGCGUCCGCUUGUGUAAAAAUGCGUUUUCACAUGAACGGCAGCAGCGACGACAGUGAUAUUGUGGCUUCCACAGCUACCGCCGAGCACAUUCGCAAAUUUGUAUUCAGCUGCAGCGUUGGAGGCGGCGGUGAUACAACCGUAGAUCGUCUAGAAAUUAGAAUACCAGAGAUUCUACAGGGAGCCUACUCAUUUUAUACCUGGCCCAGCGCCCCAGUUCUCGCCUACUUCCUUUGGGAGCGUCGGCAAACACUUGCGUGCAAGCGCAUAUUAGAACUUGGUGCUGGAACUGCAUUGCCCGGCAUACUGGCUGCCAAAUGCGGUGCUCAGGUGGUGCUCAGCGACAAUUGUAUUCUACCCAAAUCCCUAGCGCACAUACGCAAAUCCUGCCUAGCCAAUCAAUUGCAACCAGGCGUUGACAUUGACGUCGUUGGUCUAAGCUGGGGGCUGUUGCUAAAUAGCGUUUUUCGGCUGCCCGCAUUGGACCUUAUAAUAGCGGCAGAUUGCUUCUACGAUCCCAGCGUAUUUGAGGAUAUCAUUGUGACUGUGGCGUUCCUGUUGGAGCGCAAUCGUGGAGCGAAAUUUAUAUUCACAUACCAGGAGCGCAGCGCGGAUUGGUCAAUAGAAGCGUUACUUAAGAAAUGGAAACUACAUGCAUCGAGCAUAAAUAUGGAUGAUAUUGGCAAGCAGUCCGGCGUGGAUUUGCUUGAAUACAUGGGUGGACACACGAUACACCUGCUAGAGAUAACGCUCAUCGAGCCACAACACGUGGGUGACUUAGUGGAGUAAAAAAUAAACAAAAAAUUAACCAGAAU